Molecule: messenger RNA, 2031 nt
Organism: Diversispora eburnea
Lineage: Eukaryota; Fungi; Glomeromycota; Glomeromycetes; Diversisporales; Diversisporaceae
Source: the annotation of a GenBank genome assembly
AUGUCUGAAACCAUUAUUUUAAAACAGCAGACUCAAUAUUUAAAUUCGAUAUUAGUAAAUGAUAACUUUAACCAAACUGAAAAUCCCGAAAAUGAAAAAAAUGACUAUAACGCUAAAACUUUAAGUCAAGAUGAUGAUAAUUUUAUUAUGGUUUGCGAUAAAAAUGAAUAUUGCGAUAAGAUUAAUAAUGAAAAUUUAAAAGAUGAUGAAACAUAUGAAACAUCUGAACUGAGAGACGUUGAUAAUUAUAUUAGUAAUUAUUUACAACAUACUGCUGCAAGUUUAAUGGGAAUUUCUAUAAGAAAUUUAGACGAUCAUUCUAUUUCUUUAGUAAAAAUCGGAAUGAAUGAAAUGGCAGUUUUUGAAUUUUUAAAAAAAAUUGCAAACAUUCUUCCAAUUGGUAUUAAUAUUGAAAAUUCUUUUAUAGAAAAAUAUCCUAACAUUGAUUCUAUAACUAAAUUCAUAAUGGAUAUUGUAAGACAACCAAAGAUUAAUGAUCAAGAAAUCCAAGAACAACAACAAUUAAUUAUAGAAGACAUUGUUGAUAAAUAUUCUCUUUACAUCAAAUCAAGAUAUAUUCAUUCAAAAAACGUAAGUCGAAAAAAUCAACAAAACGAAAAACGGAGUAAAACCUUCUUAUUAACUGGUGCGACUGGAUUUCUUGGCGCACAUAUUUUAAAUAUUCUCUUGAAUACAACAUCAUCAUAUAUAUAUUGUUUACUUAAAAAGAAAAGUAAUAGAACUCCCAAAGCUUCUCUUAAGCGUGUUUUUUUGCGAAAUAAUCUUGAUACUUCUUUAAUAGAUUCGGACAAAUUAAUUGCUAUUUAUGCUAACCUUUCGGAACCUCAUUUUGGUUUAAUGGAAAGUGAAUAUGAAAAUUUAUCGCAAAAAGUAACUACGAUAAUACAUGGUUCCACUUUUGCUAAACCUGGAGCACCUUUAUCUGUUUAUGAAAAUUCUAUACUUGGAACUGCAAAUUUAUUACUUUUUUGUGCAAAAAAAGAAUUUCAUUUCAUAUCAAAUAUUGACGCUUGUGUUAAUGGUCCUUGGGAUUAUGUUCCAGAAGGAAUCUUACCUUUGAAAGCAUCAAUUACUAAUAUGGAUGGUUUUGGACUUUCAAAAUUAGCCACUGAAACAAUUAUUACAAACACUUUUUAUUAUUUAUACCUUGAACGUACAAGCAUUAUAAGAACAGGUCAAAUUUCUUCACAUACAGAAACUGGUGUAUGGAAUCCAAAUGAAUGGGUACCCUUAAUUUUAGGAAAUGCUGGAUUAACAGGAAAAAUGCCAACAUUCGAAGCAAAUUUAGAUUGGAUUCCUGUGGAUAUAGCUUCAAAAUCUAUUGUAGAUUUAAUAACUCGUGACACAUCUUUUAAUAUUGAAGUAUUUCAUAUUUCAAAUCCAAAACCAACAAUAACUUGGGAACAAUAUUUAGAUAAACUUAAAGAAUUUGGAAUGAAAUUUACGAGAGAAGAAUUAUCAAUUUGGUUAGAAAAUUUAUGGAAAGAUGUAGAGAACGAUUUAUGUGACAAAAAUUUAUGCUUAUUAUUAACAAGACAUUUUGAAAACAUGACCAUAAAUGACUCUCAAAAAUCAAGAGCACUAUUGGAUUUGACAAGUACUCAAUCACGUACAUCUUUAUUAUCAGAAUGUCCUUCGUUGUUGGAUGAAGAUAUAAGAAAAAAUAUUAUUAAAAUAAAUAUUGAUUGGUUAAGAAGUACAGGGUAUUUAUCAGAGACGACAUUACAUCUAAAUUCUUUGCAACCAAGAUCAAAAUUCAAAUUACGAAAUAAUUUAAAGAAUGUAGAUCAAGGAUUAUGGGGUUGGUUUACUAUUAUAGUACCUCUAAUGGUAUUCUUCUUCGUAAUUAAUAUUUUAUGGAAUAUAUUAUCCGAGAAUUUUUUACAAGUCACUUUUAUUUCGGGAUUUUUUGUUGCAGCCGUUUUUAGUGAUGACUCAGCAAAUAAUAGAAAUGAACCUAGGACUAAUAAAAAAAGAGUUGCAUUCAGAAGAAAGAUUAAAAAAUUUUAA